UAAUCAUGCUCCGCCAGGCUCUUCAAUUGACGGCGAGUCUGCUGCUGCUGUUUGCCAUACUGUCCUUUGUGCUUUUUGCUUUCAUCCGCGUCGUCACCGGUGUCUCCAUUCAACGACUGGGCUUUUCGAGUUUGCGCCACAUCUCCUUCACCCCCAAAGAUGGCCUGCGCAUCGAAUUGCGCGGCCUCGGCUUUACACUCCACCGCCCUACCUUUGCCCAACCCACGUGGAUCAGCAUAGUCCUUACCGAGUUGAAAGUCACCGUAGACUUGAAAGCGCUGGAAGACCAUUCGCGAGCAAAGAGCACCUGGUCGAGGUGGACAAACGGAUCAUCUCGGACGUCUGCUGCGGAGAAGGAGCCUCUACCAGACUCGACAGGAGAAGAACACAACGUGAAGGAGGCGGAUGAUGAAGAGCCAGCGGGGGACGAUGAGGAUGAUGUACACCGGAGUCGGACAUGGGAGCGCUUGACUGAAGCCAAGGAACGAAUCAAACGUUUACACCGUCGCAUCAAAUGGAUCAAACUGGUCGACGUGAUUGCGACAGGAUCGACCUUGGUCAUAGUGGAUGUGGGUUCGGUGCAGGUUGGCAGCUUCACAAUGGCCGUGGAUACAAGACGAAAAACCGUAGAUCGUAGCCGUCUCUUCAACCACCAUAAACCAAAACCAAAUAAGGAGCAGCGGCCCGCCGAGUGGCUCUUCACAGUCCGCAGCGUCCUUUUCGUGCCAGAAGGCAAAGAACUGGCCGAAGCGACCCCGACCGAGAUCCUGGAUCAGGGCACGUUGACAGUUCAUGGCAUGCUGUACAAAGAACUAGAUGGGUUGCGCGACGCCUCCAUCAGCCUCAAGUUUGGUCGUCUGACUAUUCCAUUUGACUAUGUUAAGACUUGUGUAGAUCGCGCCAAAAGGUGUCGAGCUGCGUCUGUCCCCAAGGCGCAGGAUCCAGCCGAAGCAGACGUCUCGCUAAGGGCUGUCAUGGAGGAAAUUGACCAGCCAGGAAGCCGCGAAGAGAGCAUUGUGCGUACCGUGUCAGAUUCGAGAGAAUUUGCCAGUUCCAUUCUUCGUGGAGUUCAAGAGUUCCAAUUCGCCAUUAGUGUCUUCAAUAUGACCAAGCGCAUAGAUACGGGCGAUGAUAAUGAUUCUCCCGUCAAUCUCACCAUGAUGUCCAAGGAGAUUGGUAUGGAUCUAUUGCGUCUUGAUCCCAAGAGUCCGGCACAUUUGAUGUACUUCUCACCCAACGACAUUGCCCACCAAGCUCUAUUCGCCGUCAUCUCCGUCUCGGUGGGUAUCGACGACGGCCAUGGCCAUCCUGAGCGUCUGCUAUAUAUUCCUAUGGCCACAAUGACGCUAAACACAACCCUCCCUUCCAAAACCAUACAGUUUUCCAAAGACAAGAAUGCCACUGAACGUAAUACCAAUAUUCUCUUCGCCAAUCUCGUCAUAACGUCACCCUCUGUGGACUUCGACCCGAAGCAUGUGCCUCUACUUCUCGCGGUAUUUCGCUCUGAGGAAACAAUGAGGAAGCCUCCAAAGCUGCGCAAUCGAAAGCGAAGCUUAGUACGCCGACUCUUACCAAAAGCUAGCGUCAAGAUAUCCAUCCAUGAACCUGUCGUCCGUGUCACCUUACCGCCUAUGGAUCCGAGCAAGAGGGACACUGAUGAGUUCGACUUGCUUAUCUCAUCUUCGUCUUCAGUAUCAUUGGAUUUGGAGUCCUCUCACGCCGCUGAUGUCGAACUUCAUUAUGCGCUUGCUGCAACCUUUCGAAUGAAUUCCCAACAGCUCUAUUAUCAGACAGCGUCUAGCGAAAAACACAAUCUUCUCCUUACGAACCAACUGGAGGUCAAAGCACAACUGAGCGCAACCCCAGACGUCGUGGUCAACAUUGUCGGAACAGUGCAAACCUUUUCGGUGUUCUUAGUUCGACCGGAAAUCAGCGAGGGUUUGCGCCAAAUCGUCAUGCAAGUCCAAAAAGAUGUACGAAUGCGUCGUCGAACACCGAAAAGAAAAGGGUCUAGUUUCCUCCGGAAAUUGCCUCCAUGGCUGGCUCAUAUGCAGUUGAGUGGUUCAGACUUCAACCUCGAAGUCGCUGGUGUUGAUCCUGAUGUCUCGAAGCAUUCUCGUGGUGUUGGUCUGCACCUAGAGUCCUGGACCUCUGAAUAUCGCCAGAACAAGAAUGACGAAAGCGAUGCACGACCCACUCGCCGGCGCGCGCCAAGCAGAACUAUCAAUCGCGAUGAAUACCUCCUCCGCCCGACUACUCCCUCCUCGCCAAGUUCACCGCGCAGACUGGGUGACCCUACUGAUGGCAGACGCCUGACAAUCAAUUGGCAAGGGUUCGAGGGUUUCGUACUUGAGAACGACGAUCAAUGGGAGCAAGAGCCAUUCCUCUCAUUGCCCCGCGUGGAGGUAGCAUUCAAUACUUCGACAGAUAAGCAGGGGCCUCUUUUGCACACUCAUCUUUUCUGCCAAAGCAUUUUCUUACACUACUCUCUCUACCGCCACUUCGCUCUCGGGGUUGCUACUCUGGUGCUGAAGAGGUCUUUCAACGUACCUCUUUCGCAGGAGAAGGAGAAAACGCCUGUUUCACCCCACGCAGCUCGACAUUUGAAUGUACCCGGAGAAGGAAGAGAAGAUAUAGAUCCCGCAACUGGACUGCGGCGUGAAUCUUAUACUCUCGACGUGAAAGCACAUUUUAUGCAGAUCAAAGCUAAUAUGCCUGCCGACCCGCCUCUGAUGCUGCAGGUAUAUGGCUUGGAGGCCGGCCGCCAUCGAUGGACUAGCCCUUUUCUACGUUCUCGACUCGUUAGGCUGUAUGCCGAAAAUCCACAUGUUAAGCGCGUCUGGAGUCGCAUUGUCAGUGUCAAGUCGUUGCGGAUGGAUUAUAGACAGUCUAAGCGCAGAUACGGCCAUACCGUCACCGAUGAGAAAUCUUUUGACGUUGCAGCGGAUGCUAUACGUAUAGCGGUACCCCAUCAGCUUGUUAUGCAUCAAAUCUUCGAUAACAUUACGAAUGUCACGAAAACCGUCAAACAGCUACACCACCGCUUCAACACCGGGGACAAUGAGUACGUGCUAGACAAAGAACCCGAAGGUCCCAAGCAUGUGCCCAGGAUAUCAUUGCGCAGUCGAGCUGUUCUCUUCGAAAUCGAGGAUGGAUCUUUCGAGUGGAAACUUGGAGUCAUAUAUCGAUACGGGCUUAUAGAGCAGAAGCAGCGACUUGCGCGAGAGCUCGCUUAUGAGCUAAAAGUCAAAAAGCUCCAACAACAUGAUGACAAACGUGGAAGUCGGCAGCGUGCAAGGUCAGCUCACACAGGACGUCGAGGGCGGAGUAAAGCACAGAAAGGCAAAGAAUUACGAUUCCGGAGCAAGAGUGAAGAUGCCAGCGAGCCGAGUUCGCCUGAAAGGCCAAAAUCGGACCAUCCUAUGCGAUAUGAUAAAGAAGCGUACAAUGGCAUGAGCGGCCACUGCAGAACGUCAAUCGCAGAAGCACGAGACAAAUUAAACCGGCUCAACGCGCAAACUUGGCGGAAACGCAUUGAUCACGCUCUUUCUUCCCAAAAUCGUGCCAUGGAUGAGAUCAGGAGCAUCUUCUGGGGACUCGAUGAUGUGAUUGAUGAUGUUGACCACAAGGAACGCAUCAUGGCUGUAUCUCAGCGACCGCCACUUGCUUCCCUAGUCGUGAGUGAUCUUGACCUUGUUGUUGACAAGCCCUCUUUUCCUUUGUCGGAGUACCCACGAUUUCUUCAUGAUGUUGGAAAAGGGAUGCCCACCGAUAUGCAAUACUCUUUACUGGUUCCUAUGCACGUACAUCUCCAGAUGGGAGAGGCUAAAGUCCAGCUUCGGGAUUACCCGCUGCCGUUCAUCCACAUUCCUGCUUUACGUCCCACCCAAUCUGCUCGAAUGUCCAGCCUGAGCUUGAAAUCGGAUUUUGUCAUCGCAGAGGAAUAUCGGAACAUCGAGUCGUCCCGUAUCAGCAAGGUGGUUGUCCUUCCACAAGAAGAGAAUGAAUCGGGAGAACUUACAGGGGGCUACGCCGUCGACGUGCGACGUACGGUUGCGCCCGUGAAGACUUACUCAGACAUGAAGGUGGAUGUCAAUUCAUCCUAUCCUACCCGGAUCACCUGGGGAACAUCGUAUCAGCCUGCCAUACAAGAUAUGAUGCAGGUCAUUGAGGGAUUUUCUAAACCAGCAGUAGAUCCUUCUGAAAGAGUCGGCUUUUGGGACAAAAUUCGGCUCACGUUCCACUCACGCAUCAAGAUAUACUGGAAAGGCGAUGGCGAUGUUCAUCUGAUACUGAAAGGAUCUCGAGAUCCCUAUAUGGUCACUGGCCAUGGUGCGGGUUUUGUGAUGUGCUGGCAAAACGACGUUCAGCUUAGCCUUGCAGAAGACAAAGACCCGAGGAAUUUCAUGAUUGUGAACAGUGGUAACUACGUUCUUGCAAUCCCCGACCUCGCUCACUACGCUCGUCAAGAUUCCGAACCGGAGUCCCUUCAUCAUUCGGAAACAGCUUCCAGUAUAUCAAGCUAUAGGCAGCUUGCUACAUUUAAAAAGACGAUAAUGAAGCUUAGCGGCAACGUGCGCUGGGUAGUAGGGCUCGUUUUCGAACAAAACCUGGAUAAGGGGGGACGAUCAUUCGACUUCAUACCUCAUUAUGAUGUGGUAUUGAAGCAUCCAGACCAUGCCAAAAAUCAGAAUGGCAUGGUCUAUGAUGCAUACCGAGGUUUCCGAAGUCAUCACAUCCACAUGUCUCUUGCCAUUGCUGCACCUCAUGAUCGGGAGUGGUCCGUCGCGAAUUUGGAACCGUCGAAAACCUACAACAGCGUCCAUCUCACCCCUCGAUUCUUCACUCAUUUCUACAACUGGUGGUCAAUGUUUUCUGGUGCAAUGUCGCUUCCCAUCCGACAGGGUCCAUUAUGGCCGGGCAUUGAAAAGUCUAGUAAGAAGUUUGGCCGCCAUUUGGCCACCAUCAAGUACAAUCUGUUGCUGUCGCCAUUGUACAUGAGUCACAUCUAUAAACACAAAGAUGCCGAGGACUAUGGUCAUACAUCUGUUGCAUCUACUGGCUUGAAAGCCCGCCUUGACAGCUUUAUGUUCGACCUACACCAGAGGCGUGAGGAAUUUCGCACUGUGGUACAAGCACCGAAGAACCAGGAGGAUAGCAAGCAGAAUCAAACAUCAGGCAUGCGCAUCAACCAGGUGCAGCUGGAUCUCAUCAAAACAGAUGUUCGUGCUGUAUCAGCUAGCAUAGCAGGUACGAACCCGGACGACGUGGACGAAGCUUCCUCGGAGACGAUUGCCGAUUACAACCAGGAGAAUCCUACGGCAGAUUUGUCAAAGUUCACCAUACCUGACAACGACUGGGGGUGGGUAGAUAUGGAUGACUUUGUCGAGCUAGGAUGGCUACUACCCUCCGAAGUCCACCCCGAAACACAUAUCCUUCCUCUGGCGUUUGCUCCUCGUUUUACAUAUUUCCGCCAAACCGACCAUGCAGACAACAUCUCAGGCGAUCCUCACCGUACCAGUCCUUUCGGGAAUGAACCAACCCACCAUUGUGUCAUGUCGACACGCAACGACCCGAGGCAAGUUCAAUGCCAGUUGAUCGAACAACGUCUUAAACGUGUCAAAGAGCAAAUGGAAAACAAUCAACGCGCAAUGGGUGAGCAGGAGCUUCGUUCUAUUCGGGAACCUGGAGGUAACGAGGAGCUCCACGAGCGGCUGGAGAUACUUCGCAAUAACUCGUUGAUCCUACAACGGAAGCACGAUUUUUUGCUUCUGAUGCACCAGAGCUUGAUUGAGAAGCUCGAGACCAACGAUCAAAGCGCUUUGCCUGAUGGUGAGACAGAAGAUGAAGACGAAUACUAUGAAGCGAACGAAGACCACGCACAAGCAGACCCUGACACCAAAGGAAUGGAUUCCUCGCCCCAUGUUGAUCAGAUUAGCGAUUUCAAUAAUCGUUUCAUUAUCCACAAUGUUCACUUAAAAUGGAACAACUCGCUACGGAACAUAAUUUUGCGUUACAUUCACCAAGUCAGCCAGCGUCGCGGUUUUGUUUACUACAUGUCGCGAAGAGCCGUCAAAUUUAUCGUGGAUAUUGUAGAAGAGCAGAGAAGAUCGCGACAACACUCUUCUCCUGCAGCCCAGGGACCAAAUUCACCCCAGUCGCCUGAUUAUGAUGACGAAGCCGACAUCAAGAAUCAUAUAGAGCAGAUGUUGAACGAUGGUAAAAGCUUUGUCGAUGGAGAUGGCUCAAACGGAAGUGAUGAGGAUAGCUCCUCUGAAAAGAAGGCAGCCGACAAGUUGGCAGUUGAGUACCUGGCGCAAAACACAUACAUUGUACGAUUGAUUGCACCCCAGAUACAGCUGCAGAGUGAGAAGAACAACAAAGCAGCCGUUCUUGUUACAGCCAAGGGAAUGCAAUUGAAGGUGGUCCAGAUCAUGGACAAAGAUCGUCUUAUGGACGAAGUGUCCGGUCUAGUGCAACGUCGCUUCACUGCUUCUAUGGAUAGUCUGCAGAUAUUUGUUACAUCUACUCAAGCUUUCAAAACUGAGGAUGUUAGCAUGUAUUCUGGCAGUACAUAUGGUGCACCUGCUGGUACCGCGUGGCCACCGUGGGUGCCAUUUGAAGUCAUGUUCGAGUUCCACACCAAUCCUUUCGGCUUCCAACGAGUCGUCCAGCGCACUUCAGCGAGCAUGCGCUUCGACAAGCACAACACCCUUCGACUCAAGUACAAUGAUGAUGUGUCAGGCACAGACAAUGAUUCACACCAAGAAAGUCUGGAGACCAGAGUUGAUCAUCUCUGGGUUGACUUCCCGCAUAUCCGUGCUGUGUGUAACUCGCGACAAUACUACGCCAUGUAUGUGAUUGUACUGGACCUCCUUCUCUACAACGAACCACUCGAAAAGACGCGCACGGAGAGAUUGGAGAAGAUUAUGCUUGCUUCCGACUUCAGUGAUCUCACCGGUGCGCCGGCGUUAGUCGUUGGUCUUCAAGAGCGAAUUCGACAGCUGGAAGAGAUCAAGACCGCUUUUCAGGUCCACGAAAAAUAUCUAGAUAAGCAGGGCUGGAGCGAUCGCAUCGAGGUUGAGAAGGACCUAGCUGUGUACGAAGACGAGCUCUUCUUCGUCAUGAAAGCAAUUACGACAGCGCAACGCAAAAAUGAUGAUCGCGCUCAAGCCUCGCAGUCUACUGCAGUCCUGAGGUGGUAUAUCACUGCCUCGGAAAUUGUCUGGCAUUUGCUGCGUGAGACCAAUCAAAAUUCACUAGCAGAAUUCCAGUUGAAGAAUGCGCUUUACGAUCGCACCGACAACAGCGACGGUUCCAAUCUCAAUGUUGUAGAGGUCAAACAGAUGACCGGCCUCAAUCUGCUGCCCAACGCGAUUUAUCCUAAGAUGAUUUCGCCCUAUCUAGAAGCAGGGCAGCCUCCAAAAGACCUGCCGGAGACCAAGAUGUUCAAAGUGGAGUGGGUCAUGCUGGAAGCAAUCGCAGGUAUCCCGGUCAUGGAACAUUUCCAGGUCAAUCUUUUCCCUUUGAAAGUACAGCUUGAAUAUGAAAUCGGUAAAAAGCUGUUUGAGUAUGUUUUCCCGGGCAUCAAAGACAACAAAGCUGAGAACGCAAACCAUUCACCUUUCUUGGUGAGGCACAUGAUGCCCGCGAACGACGAUGACGAUGCCGAUGAUGAUGGCAGUGUUACACCUGGCAGUACCGCGAACAGUGCCACAUUGUUCCCUGAUAAUGAGCACGAAGUCAAUGCUCUAAAACUUCGCCUUACACCGACUCUACAUCUUCCAGAUAAGACCGAGGACCGAAAGGCCAAGAGGUCGUCGGAACGGAGGCCUACCAUGCACCAUUUACGUUUCUUCCGCGAAAAUCAAUCCCGAUCUGCCGGUGAAUUCCGUCGUAAUUUGCAUCCCAGCUCGGCGCUCUCUAUACACGAAAACUCUGCGGCACCUAGUCCCGCUCGUCCUGGGUCUACACGUUCAGGAUCGAUGUCUACGACAGUGACUUCGGCUUCAGCCGCAGAAUCGGAUAAGACUUCCAAGCGCUUCAAUCUCUACAGGAGUAGCACCAAUGACAAGAGAAUGAUCGCGAAUAAUAAGAAAGCGCGGAACGAUGAUCUCACACAGAUGAUGACCCGCGCUUCCAAUUAUAUGACGCUUUCCUAUGUGCAGAUUCCUAGCAUGGUCCUAUGCCUCAGCUACAAAGGCAAAGGACAGCGCAAUUUUGAAGACGUUCACGAUCUCGUGUUCAAAAUGCCAACACUGGAGUACAGCAAUAAAACUUGGUCGAACCUAGACCUUGCACUGCAGCUCAAGAAAGACGUGAUCCGCGCCCUCAUCUCGCACGCCGGCGCCAUCGUCGGCAACAAAUUUUCACACCAUCGCCCCUCCAAAAAUACGCAAUCCCGCCUCCGCCAGAUCGUAAACAACACCUCGAUAAUGAGCACAUCUCCCGACCUCUCCAGCAACGACUCCAACUCGGCCCGAGACUAUAGCCCCGGCGGGUCCGACAAUUCCAGCGAGCGACCCGGCGGCCGCCGCUCCUUUGCCUCAGGCCGCGCAAACUCGACCUUCUCAACUCUCAGCGAAGAAGGCUCCUCCAUCCAUUCGUCAGUCCGCACUCCGAACCCUAAUGCGCACUCUCUCGAGACCGGUAGCAUUAUGACGAGCAGUUGGGCCACGGACGGCGCCGGUGGUCUUGGUAUCGGCCCAACAGACACUAUAGAAGAUGGCCGCACCUUCGCCGACGAAAUCAAUCGCGUCGACCAGACGGAACCCGAAUUUGCGGGCGUCAUUAGCAGUUUGAGUCGUCAUCUCACACAAGUCAGCGCUCCGUUUGCCGCGGUGCAUAAAGAACGCGGUCGUGCUGGACCUGGGAGGAUCAUUGCUGCCCCUGGAAGCUCAAGCGGAUUCGGCAGUGGAAGCGGGAGCUGGGCAAACUAUAGCCGAGGUGGUAACAAUAACAGCAGUAGCGGUGUUGGUGGGGAAGAUGAGAAUGGAAGUGGUGUGAAUACGACGAUCACUGGAGGUUCUGGUGGAACAGCCACCGAGGAGGGAGUCAAGAAGAAGAGCAAGUUAAGUAAACUCUUGUUGGGGAGGGAUAAGUAGUUGUGUCUACUAAGCACAUUCUUGUGUUU
This is a messenger RNA of Periconia digitata, 9133 nucleotides long. The record is from the annotation of a GenBank genome assembly. Lineage: Eukaryota; Fungi; Ascomycota; Dothideomycetes; Pleosporales; Periconiaceae.